AUGCCGGCGAGGUCGGGGAAGGACGGCGCGUCCAUUCAGAGGGCAAACGGCGCCGGGGAGGAGCGGGGCUGCCGCGGCUGGAGGCAACAGAGAGCGCGGCCGGCGGCGGCCAUUCAAUGGAGGGGCGGCCACAGGGCCUCCGGCGACAAAAUGAGGGAGUGGGGAGGAAGGAAACAAACACGAGGUGCUCUAACCGGAAGGAAGGCCUUGCAACUCCAUGGCGGCCCCGGCCUGCGCCUCGUCCUGGUCGCCCUACGCGGCCGCGGCCUUGUCGCCGUCGUCGCCCUACGCGGCCGCGGCCUUGUCGCCGUCGUCGCCUUCCGCGGCUGCGGCCUUGUCGCCGUCGUCGCCCUCCGCCUCUUCGUCGUCGCCGUCGCCCUCCGGGGCCUCCUCGUCGUCGCCGGCCGCGGACUUGCCGUCGUCGUACACGGCCGCGGCCUUGUCGUCGUCGUCGCCCUCCGCGGCCGCGGCCUUGUCGUCGUCGUCGCCGUCCGCGGCCGCGUCCUCGUCGUCGCCCUCCGCGGCCGCGGCCUUGUCGUCGUCGUCGCCGGCCGCGGACUCGCCGUCGUCGCUGGAAGCCGCCGCGCGCUCCGCCACCUCCUCCUCCCCCUUGAACAGGACGUCGAACAUGUUCUUCGGGCCGAGCCGGGCUUGAGGGGGACCUGGACGUAG
Messenger RNA from Aegilops tauschii subsp. strangulata, 672 nucleotides. NCBI's taxonomy places the organism in Eukaryota, Viridiplantae, Streptophyta, Magnoliopsida, Poales, Poaceae. The record is from RefSeq and is a predicted model, not a curated record.